Messenger RNA from Entamoeba invadens IP1, 1038 nucleotides. RefSeq lists its product as hypothetical. The record is from RefSeq and is a predicted model, not a curated record. NCBI's taxonomy places the organism in Eukaryota, Evosea, Mastigamoebida, Endamoebidae. The coding region runs from base 1 to 1038 and encodes 345 amino acids. The transcript has a single exon.
AUGGAUUCCGCUUUAAAAGCGAUACGUGCGUUUGGAUUACCAAGUGACACAAUAAUCACUCCAUAUGGAGAUGGUCUUAUUAACACCACGUUUCUCGUCACUACAAUGACAUCAAAAUACAUUCUCCAAGAAAUUAACACUAAAGUCUUCCCCGACGUUGUUUCGCUUUGUAAAAACAAUUUAAUAGUUAGCAAUCACUUAAAAAAAUACAGUCGAUAUACUGUUAUUAAAUACGUCGAACGUAUUCCUGGUAUAUGUUUUGUAGAAGUCUCGGGGAAAUACUUUCGGAUGUCUGAGUUCAUCGAGUCCUCUUCCUCACCAAUUGACUUACAUUCAAUUGAGUUGACUGGAGAAGCAUUUGCUGAAUAUGAAGAAAUAUUGUCAACACUCUCAGAAGCUUUAUAUAAUGUUAUUCCACAUUUCCAUGACCUUCGUGUUCGCCUUUCUCAAUUGGAUGAGAGUGUCUCAGUCAAUUACCAAAAUCGAUUAUUAAAAGUUACUCAAGAACUUGAAAUUAUCCAUUCAUUUCGAGAUGAAAUGAUGUCUCUCCAAGAAAUGAAAGAUUCUGGCGCUCUCCCCAUCCGUGUCGCGCAUUGUGACACCAAAUGUAACAACGUUUUAUUUGACAACAAUGGCCGAGUGAAAGCAAUCAUUGACUUGGACACAACACAAAAUGAGGCAAUUUUGUCAGACUAUGGAGACUUUCUAAGAGUCGCCGCAAACACUGGAAAAGAGGACGACAUGAAUUUAGAAAACGUCAAUUUCAAUUUCGACGUGUUCAAAAGUUUCACUAAAGGGUAUCUAACCCACUCUCAAUGGUUGACUCAAAUCGAAAAAGAGACUUUGGCACCCGCUGUCUUGUUCUUCCCUUACAUGCAAGCUGUUAGAUUCCUUGCAGACUAUUUAAAUGGAGACACCUAUUAUCACAUAGACUACGCCUCUCACAAUUUAGUGCGAACAAAGGCUCAACUCAAGCUCUUUUUAUCGGCUCGAAAGGUGUAUCCAGCGAUCCAAGCAACGAUUGCUCAAUACUCAUAA